Neoarthrinium moseri is the source of this 909-nucleotide messenger RNA. RefSeq lists its product as uncharacterized. The record is from RefSeq and is a predicted model, not a curated record. The transcript is spliced from 2 exons. NCBI's taxonomy places the organism in Eukaryota, Fungi, Ascomycota, Sordariomycetes, Amphisphaeriales, Apiosporaceae. Gene Ontology annotation, cellular component: small-subunit processome; nucleolus. Gene Ontology annotation, molecular function: small ribosomal subunit rRNA binding. Bases 1 to 909 code for a protein of 302 amino acids.
AUGCCUCGAGCAAAGACGGCGAAGCGCUACCGCAAGCUCAUGGAGAGGUACUCCAUGACCUUUGGGUUUCGCGAGCCCUACCAAGUCCUCGUUGACUCUGAGCUCCUCGCCGACGCGUGCCGCUUCAAGAUGGACCUUAUCAAGGGCUUCGAGCAGACGCUGAGCGGCAAAGUCAAGCCGCUCAUCACACAGUGCUCAAUGCGCCACCUCUACGCCAAGAACAGGGAGCCGGGUGUCGCGGACGCCAUCGAGCUCGGAAAGACAUUUGAGCGACGUCGAUGCGGACAUCACCCCGACCAGUACCCAGAGCCUCUCAGCACCCUGGAUUGUUUAAGCUCUGUCGUGGACCCGAAGGGCUCGGGGAUCAACAAGCACAGAUACGUCGUGGCGAGCAACGAUCUCGAGACGCGAGCCUCUCUGAGACUGGUCAAGGGCACGCCGCUUCUGUACAUUUCGCGGAGCGUCAUGAUCAUGGAGCCCAUGGCGGACGAGUCGGUACAGCACAGAUCCGCCGACGAGCGCGCCAAGCUGCGGGCAGAGAUCAAGCGGUUCAGCGACGGCAAGAAGAGGAAGCGCGAAGAGGACGACGAUGCCGAGGACAAUAAUGCAGGGGACGGCUCACCACAGAAGCGCGCGGCGGCAGACCAACCGGAAAAGAAGAAAAAGGCGAGAAAGGGCCCCAAGGGCCCCAAUCCAUUGGCAGUGAAGAAGGCGAGCAAGCCAAAGGCCGGCGAGCCGCAGAAUAGCAACUCGAAGAAGGCACAGCCGGCCGAGCCUGUAGUCAAGGACGGGCCAAAGCGGAAACGCAGGAAGAACAAGUCCCAAUCCGAGGCUCAGAGCGGUGAAGGGGCAGAGAACAACGCAUCUGAGGGACCGCAAGCAGCGGCCGGGGGUGGCGACUCGGACUAA